AUGUCAAGUAUUCUCAAACCCUUCCGUAAAGUAUUUGAAACUAAAAUUGAAAAACUUGCCCGAAAAUGCGGAACAGCACCUUUAUCCCUUCCAGAGAUUCUUCAAGAUGAAUAUACUGCCCGCAUCAUUCUUCGCGCCAUGAAAGAGAGUCCAUUUUCCGAUGACCUAGUGUUGAUAAUUAAAUGGGAUGAUAGAGGAUUUAACGAUGUACCAACUGUUCCUGGUUGCCAAGAAAUAAAAAAGCGAUCCCAAUCCAUUACUAAUACACAGGACAACCAUAGUUGUCAAAUACUCGAUUUAUCCUUAGAAUAUUCAGAAUCACAAGUAACUUCUUUAUCUAUCGGAGGCCACACUGAUAAAGAGACUUUGACUCACUACGAAACAAAUGACUCUGUAACAACUAACAUUACAUCUCCAGAACAGAUCGAAAUUUCCGAGAUGGCCCAUUCCGAAAAAUUUGAGGGCAUAGAUGGUUCUGCAAAAUGUAUUGAUAAUUCAUUUAACAUUAAGGAGGUAUUACAACAUUUAGCUCAGUUAUGCGAUAAAACAAUAGGUGCAGAAGAUCGAGCUUCGAAGGCUAAUUACGAAGAAAUCAUAUGCUGGUCUCUUUAUGGUAGAGAUUUUGAAUUUUAA
Scutellospora calospora is the source of this 633-nucleotide messenger RNA. NCBI's taxonomy places the organism in Eukaryota, Fungi, Glomeromycota, Glomeromycetes, Diversisporales, Gigasporaceae. The record is from the annotation of a GenBank genome assembly.